AUGGCCAUCGGCAUCUCGCUCUCGCAGCUUAUCGACGAUAGCCCGCCGCCACUGCGAAGCGGUGUCGCUGCACUCGACGACGCGCUAGGCGGUUGGCACUCUCGGUGCAUCUACGAGCUGUUUGGGCCCCCGGGCACGAGCAAGACACGCAUCGCACAAUCCCUCGUUCAGAGCGAGAUGGCACGUGACGGCACGUGCUUGUGGGUCGACGCUCACGUUCACACACCAUUGGAGACCCUGGCUUCGCCGUCGCAGUCCGCGCGACCUGCCGAGGCCGACGCACAAUCCCGGGCCAGCGAUGCCGAGGGCGAUGAGCGCGCCAGCUCCGAAUCACCGUCCCGCGGACUGCAUCGAACGCGCCUGACAUCAUUCGCGCAGUACGUUUUUUUCUUUCAGAAUCUGCGAGAGCGCUACGAGCUUGUCGUUCUGCAGGGCUUCUCGCAGGUGCUCACAGACUAUAUCCACGCACGCGCAGCAAUGCCGCUGCCGCGCGCGGACUCUGCGCACGCGAUCAAAGUCAAGAGCCUGAUUACCCUUUUCACGCUGAUCACCAAAUACGCGCACGCGUAUAACGCCACGAUAGUGCUCGUGAGCGACGCGAUGAACACCUCGUAUAUGGGUGGAGUGCAUCACGUGCCGCAGGAGCAUGUGACUUUCGCGGACGACUCUCGGUUUCUGAUGCGCGCGCUGAAGCGGCGGCCCGUACAGGUGCUGCGGAGCGCGCUGGUUGCGAACCUAGGCAUAGGCCCGCACGACCACCUGUGGGAGGUUUUCGUGCGGCGCCGCGUCGCUUUGAUGUGGGACUGGGAUUGGCGCACUCCGUUUCGACGCGUCCCGCGACGCAUGGAGGUCGCGUUGGUAUACGACCCUGCGCGUUCCGCGGCGGCGCUGGCGCGCGUGGAACUGCAGGAUGGCAGUGCCCUCGCGCGCGAGCGCGGGCGAGAGCGCGAACAAAACGACCAAGAGGGGGCGGCGGACCACGUGAUCCUCUCGUCGUUUUCCAGUAAUAUGUCGCCGCCGCAGCUGUCACCUGGCACGGAGCCGCCACGCAAGCGGGCGAAGCCCGCGGCGUGGCAGGGCCCAUCCGAAGACCGCUGCCGCGCGUCACAAGCUCUACCACUCACGCCGAGGUUCCAAGAGCUGCGCGCGCGAAACACCGACCCCCGCGCCAGCGCGGACGUGCUUUACGACAGUGAGGGUUAG
Lachancea thermotolerans CBS 6340 is the source of this 1203-nucleotide messenger RNA. It is a transcript of the gene RAD55, whose product is annotated as putative DNA-dependent ATPase RAD55. Bases 1 to 1203 code for a protein of 400 amino acids. Gene Ontology annotation, biological process: reciprocal meiotic recombination; meiotic DNA recombinase assembly. The transcript has a single exon. Gene Ontology annotation, molecular function: four-way junction DNA binding; crossover junction DNA endonuclease activity. Lineage: Eukaryota; Fungi; Ascomycota; Saccharomycetes; Saccharomycetales; Saccharomycetaceae. Gene Ontology annotation, cellular component: Rad51B-Rad51C-Rad51D-XRCC2 complex; Rad51C-XRCC3 complex; replication fork. The record is from RefSeq and is a predicted model, not a curated record.